Messenger RNA from Eimeria maxima, 1278 nucleotides. RefSeq lists its product as hypothetical. NCBI's taxonomy places the organism in Eukaryota, Apicomplexa, Conoidasida, Eucoccidiorida, Eimeriidae. The record is from RefSeq and is a predicted model, not a curated record. The coding region runs from base 1 to 1278 and encodes 425 amino acids. The transcript is spliced from 6 exons.
AUGAGUACAGCAACAACUCUAGGAUGCGAAGGCUUCAGUGCUAAAUCCAUUGCUCUGCAGUCGAUUACCAGAGAACAGGAUGCACAAACGGAUCCUUAUUCCCCCCCGUAUGUUUGCGCGGAUGGGCCUCAACCUGAAGAAUUGGCGUUAUCACAGCUGUGCUGGUCAAGUGGCCUUCCUGCAACAACUCGAGAAAUCCGAGCUAUUCAAGAAAUGCAGCUGCAGAGACGGCUUGAUUUAGUGCUUCCACCCCCGACCGAUGAGUUCUGUCUGGCAAUCCGCACAGCCUUAAUGGAGCGCCAAGAGCUUUUAAAGUGGGCUCAAAGAGAACGGGACAUUCGUGAGUUGCAGGCUUUGGAGCGCACAGCAGCGACUCUGCAGAGAGAAGUGGCAGCCGAGUUACUUACUGGGACAUCCCUGCAGCUACAGAUUGACCUGGCAGCUGCCCCUCCGGCGUUCUCCGCUUCAGAAGGGAGUUCAGUUGCAGCUCGCCGACUAGUGCCAAUGGAAGAGGAGCUUGAUGCCAAGGCUGUGCUACUUCUGCAGCAAUUGCUGCGUGCAGCUACUAGGCGUCAUUUAAUGUUCAAGGGAAAGGAAAAGAAUCUCGAUCUCGUAAAUAUGCUUCGAGCUGCGGAGCAGCUGCAGGAUGUGCCCCCAAGACAGCAAGCAGACGCAGUGGAUGAGCAGACAGCGUUGGAGGCAGCUGAGGUCCUAAUGGCUUCGGCUCAAGGCAUGGCUAUAGCUGAAAUGCUUGACGAGCUGGCAAAGGAACAAAGGCGCAUGGAGGAAGUGCAGCGCAUUUCGGCCCUUGCUCAUUUGGCUGUGCGGGAGAGACGCCUACGGGAGGCACAGGAGUCAGGAACUCGACAAGCCGAGGAAAUGCUUCGAGAAAGGGAGAAUCUGGCGUUUCAGAAUGCAAUGGGCAUCAACAAUCAAACAAUCGAUUCUUACCUUCAAGCUAUUAUUGAAAAGGCUGGGGCAGGAAAUGCACAAGAAGAGGCUCUUUUGGAGGUUUGUCUGCAUUCCGAGCAUUUGGGAAGUGUUGUUGAUGAUUUGCAAGAGGGUCAAGAAGAACCACAGAUCAUUGUAGGGGAGCUUGUUAGGGGUCUCCUUAUGCCAAGCCUUGCAAGCCAGUGUCAACGAAGGGACGAGCAAAUUGAAGAUCAUAAGUUCCGGGUGGCGGCUCGCCUUGCAGUAGAGGAAACAGUCGUGGGUGCCUUAGGCGAUGGAGCUCUUAAAGUACAUAAUAAAGCACAUGACGACGGCAAGACAUAUUAA